UCUUGAUUUUAUUUUAAAAUGUAUUUGUGAGGUAAAGCUGGUGGGGUAACAGCCUCAAUCAGGACAAUCUGCGAUCCAGAUCACGUGAACAAAUAUGCUUGUACUUUAAGGCAGCGCCUUUAUUUGUCAUGAUAAAGGUUUCGGAAAUAUCCUAAUGUCGACUCAUUCUGUGAGCCUGCCUCUGUAAACGUAGAUUUUAUUUUCCAAAUGGAAGGUUGAUUGCCAGUAAUAUUUCGCUUUGGAAUAAGAAGACCGUCUUGGCUUUUUAUUGGUAGCUGAGUGAGUGGCUCCCAUUCUUUCGGGAAUACAGUGCAUUGGUAUAUGGAAAUGCCUGGAAAAGCGCGAGAUCAGUUUUAAGACAGUACUGUCUAUAGACAAAAGGUGAAGGAUAUAUCCGAGCAGCUGCACUAAGGGAUACUGAGACAAAGGAGCACGACUAUAUAAUAAAUUGAUUCACAGGUCGCGGUCCGAAUUAUGAAGAUCGAUUGAGGGGAAAGAGAGGACAGAACGCAAUAGACUGUGCAGGUCGAAGGAGAGAAAAUCUGUGGGAAGCUCCAAUCACCUGACUGCCGAGUCCAUGCAACUGGACAGGCCAUCCUAGUUUGAAUCUUGCAGACCAAAAUGCAGAAAGCCACUUAUUAUGAUAAUGCUGGACUCUUUGGAGGAUACUCCUACACUAAAUCUGACUCCUAUACAUAUGGUCCUGCUCACCAGGGCUACUCCUCCUCCAGCAUAGAUAAUGACUAUCAAAACUCAGUCUGUUCCAUUCAAACCACAUCAGUUCGGCCACCAUCACAUAAAAAUGGAGACAUCAGUGGCAGUUGUAUGCGACCAAGUGCCAGCCAGGGCAACAGCCAGCCAGAGAACAUCAGUGAGCAGCAACAGCAGAAUGCCCCAUUAGCAGCUAGCUCACCCAGCCCUAACACCAACUCCACUCCAAAAAAGAAAUCACCCAGCAACACUGGCUCCAGCACUACCACCCCAGUGAUCACCAAGCAAAUCUUCCCAUGGAUGAAAGAGACCCGUCACAACUCAAAGCAGAAAAGCACCAACUGUACAACUACAGGAGAAACCAGCGAUGACAAGAGUCCACCUGGCCCUGCAUCGAAACGGGUGCGCACUGCUUAUACUAGUGCCCAACUCGUAGAGCUGGAGAAGGAGUUUCAUUUUAAUCGCUACCUGUGUCGCCCCAGAAGAGUGGAGAUGGCUAAUCUGCUCAAUCUCACCGAGCGCCAAAUAAAGAUCUGGUUUCAAAACAGAAGGAUGAAGUACAAAAAAGAUCAGAAAUUGAAGGGUAUAAUGCACUCUCCCUUAGGACACUCUCCGGACAGGAGCCCGCCGUUAAGUGGCUCGAAUCACAUUGGAUAUUCUGGUCAUCUUCCAAAUGUAAACAGCUUGAGCUACGACGCGCCAUCUCCUCCGUCAUUCGCCAAACCGCAACAGAAUAUGUACGGUUUGGCAGCCUACACGGCGCCAUUAGGCGGCUGCAUACCACAACAGAAAAGGUUCCCGGGUACAGAAUACGAACACCACAGCAUGCAAGGGAACGGCAGCUUUGCCAGUGCUAAUUUACAAGGAAGUCCCGUGUAUGUUGGGGGAAACUUCGUUGAUUCAAUGCCAGCCUCGGGCCCUAUGUUCAACCUCGGUCAUCUUCCGCAUCCCUCAUCCGCUAGUGUGGACUACAGCUGUGCCGCUCAGAUUCCGGGCAACCAUCACCACGGACCGUGUGACCCCCACCCCACAUACACAGACCUCAGCUCUCACCACGCGUCUCAGGGAAGGCUGCAGGAUGCGCCCAAACUCACGCAUCUGUAAGGAUCCCAUCUGUGUGCUCAAGCGCAAUGUCGCGUUUUUAUUACCUCACUAGUUAAACUAAUUUAUAAAAUUACACUUCGAGAGAAACAUAACGUAUUAUCCCGUAUUGUUAUUAUUAUUGAUAUUACUAUUACUGCUAUGAUUGUAAUUCUUUUUAAUAAUAGCUGUGGUUCAUUUCUCUCGACUGUUGAAGAUGCACAGGGGUGUUUGUUGUCUGUUGUUUGGUUCUCGGAGGAGUUUUGAGGGCAAACGAAUUCCCAUAAAUUAUUACUUGAAGGUAAGUUCUGUAGAUUUCACAGUAUAGACAUCAAUCUUUAUAGAGAUGGGAUUUGUAGAGAAAAAUAAAAUAAUAGCCUCUUCGUUAAAUUAGUCAAGGGCACUACCGAUUCUUCUCGUCAUAAAGUACCAUUAUUUAUUAUUUUCCUCCAAGAUUGUAUGACACUUAUCUUGACUGAGUAUUAUAUUUAUUAUUGAUCGAUUUUGUAAUACAUUAUUUAUCUUUUCGUGCAGAUUAUUUAUAUAGGAAAUUGCAGACAUAAUUGUGCAGAGCCCAUUGACAUUUUUUUUCCUCGAACUGGUUCAAACAAGGUGAUUUUGUGAGGCUAGUGUAUUUCAUAUAUACAUUAGCCUCACAAUAUUACACACACACACACACACAUACAUACAUACAUAUAUAAUAUUCAUAUAUAUGUGUGUGUGUGUAAUAUUCUGCGCGUGCGCACGCACAUACAAACACACAAAUCUAACAAGGCAGACAUCUCUAAAUUUAAAUUUUUCAUAAUCAUUGGUAACCGGACACUUUUUGGACAAGGUCAUGGUUAAUAUGUUGUUUAAAUACACCAGCACGUAAUGAACACGUCCUCACAUCAUUUAUAAAUGUUAUUUUGUAAGUUGCACAAUCCAUGGAUACAAUGAUGAAAUGGUAACGAUAUGGAAAUGUUAUAUUUUAUUGUGUUAAACAUUUUGUAAAUAAAGUGCUUA
Molecule: messenger RNA, 2796 nt
Organism: Xyrauchen texanus (razorback sucker)
Lineage: Eukaryota; Metazoa; Chordata; Actinopteri; Cypriniformes; Catostomidae
Product: homeobox protein Hox-D3a-like
Exons: 4
Coding region: 622-1815 (397 amino acids)
Biological process (GO): regulation of transcription by RNA polymerase II
Cellular component (GO): nucleus
Molecular function (GO): RNA polymerase II cis-regulatory region sequence-specific DNA binding; DNA-binding transcription factor activity, RNA polymerase II-specific
Source: RefSeq, a predicted model, not a curated record